CCUGUUUUCCCUCUUGCAUUCAAAUGUUUUCAUGUGAAAACGCCAUAAACCCUAAAAUCUGGUGCUACUUACUGAGUGAUCAUGUUUUCGUGUGGAACUAAGAAGAACAAUGCGAGGUCUUGGAGAGAGCAAGGUCGCGGCUCCACGCUACUGUAUUCUCCGGUCACUCCAGCACGAACCUCCUUCAACGAUAACGCCGUCCCCAAUCGCCCAAACACCGGCACACCCGCUCCCUGGGCUCCUCGCUUAUCUGUUCUUGCUAGGGUUCCUCAGGUUAAUACAAGUGGAAAAGGGGACGACACUGAUCCUACCAAACCUGUUUUUGUCGGGGAGUUUCCCCAACUGGUUCGUGAUGAGCAGGCCACCUUGCUGCACAAACGAGUUCCCGUUGAAGAUCGCCCGUCUGGCGGGAUUGACAAGAGCACAUCCCUUGCUUGGAUUAUUUGUGGAAACAGGGUCUUCGUUUGGAGUUACUUGUCGCCUGCGUCUUCCAUGAAAUGUGUUGUUCUUGAAAUUCCAUUGAAUGAUGCUGAUGUUGGCAAAAAGGAUGCUGGUAGUUGGUUGCUGUGCAUUGUUAAUUGUGAUCCCGCGUCUAUGGGAACAAAUAAAGUUGCAAAACAUUGCAACUCUGCUGCUGUUGUUUUGUGUAAUAGACACACUCGGGCUGUUAUAUACUGGCCGGACAUAUAUUCUCGAUCACUUGAUCCAGUCACAAGUCUUGCAUCUUCUGAUGAGUUGGAUACAUUUUUGACUCCUGAUGGAAAAACGUCCUUCAACAGGCAGCGCCGACAAAGUAAACUGGGAAGUAGUUCAAAUGGGUUGCACAUUUUUAACUCUCUGAUUGCUUCUGCUGCCCCUGGUUGUAAUUCUGUAUGUGUUGCCCUUGCGUGUAGCUCAAGUGGUGAACUCUGGCAGUUUCAAUGCACUCCUAAGAGCAUUCAUCGAAGGAAAGUAUUUGAAAAUAUUAUGCAUUUCCCUCUCCAACGGGGUGAGUCAGGUCAACUUGUGAGCAGUGUAGGGUACCCAAGGUCUCUGACAUGGUGUUUACCACAGCAUUCUAGCCAGGAAUCAAAUAGGCAAUUCUUGAUGUUGACAGACCGCGAGAUACAGUGUUUCAGAGUAGAGUUUGGUUCUGAUAUGCAUAUUUCAAAGCUUUGGUCUCAGGAAAUUGUUGGAACAGAUGCCGAGGUUGGCAUCAAGAAGGAUCUGGCUGGGCAAAAGAGAAUAUGGCCUCUUGAUGUGCAGGUAGAUGAUCGUGGUAAAGUGAUUACCAUACUUGUUGCAACCUUUUGCAAUGACCGGAUUAUCAGUUCAAGCUACAUGCAGUACUCGCUUCUGUCCAUGCAAUAUAAAUCAGGGUUGGGGGUAGAGACUGCAAACGACAGGAUUUUGGAGAAAAAGGCCCCUAUUGAAGUGGUAAUCCCGAAAGCUCGAGUUGAAGAUGAAGACUUCUUGUUUUCCAUGAGGCUUCGGAUAGGGGGCAAGCCGGCAGGAUCUUCGGUCAUCAUAUCUGGGGAUGGAACAGCAACUGUCUCCCAUUAUUAUAGAAACUCUACACAACUCUAUCAAUUUGAUUUACCCUACGAUGCUGGAAAAGUACUAGAUGCUUCAAUCCUUCCUUCUGCAGAUGAUUAUGAAGAAGGCGCCUGGGUUGUGUUAACAGAGAAAGCAGGAAUAUGGGCAAUACCAGAGAAAGCUGUCAUACUUGGAGGGGUUGAACCACCUGAGCGGAGCUUAUCACGCAAAGGCAGCUCAAAUGAAAGAUCGGCACAGGAAGAGAUAAGAAAUCUUACAUUUGCAAGUAAUUUUGCUCCUAGAAGGGCUAGCUCAGAAGCAUGGGGUACUGGAGAUAAACAAAGGGUGGUUUUGAGUGGCAUCGCACGCCGAACUGCCCAAGAUGAAGAAUCAGAAGCUUUAUUGAAUCAUCUUUUUAAUGAAUUUUUGUCAUCUGGGCAAGUUGACAGGUCUCUUGAAAAGCUAGAAACCUCUGGUUCAUUUGAAAGGGAUGGAGAAACAAAUGUUUUUGUACGGUUGAGCAAAUCAAUUAUUGACACCUUAGCUAAACACUGGACAACAACCAGAGGUGCAGAGAUUUUGGCCAUGGCUGUUGUUUCCACCCAACUCAUGGAAAAGCAGCAGAAGCAUCAAAAGUUCCUUCAUUUUCUGGCCUUAUCCAAAUGCCAUGAGGAGCUGUGUUCUAGGCAGAGACAUUCCUUGCAAAUUAUCUUGGAGCAUGGUGAAAAGUUAUCUGCAAUGAUUCAGCUGAGAGAGCUGCAAAAUCUGAUUAGUCAGAAUCGUACAGCUAGUGUUGGCUCCUCCCAUUCUGGCGUAGAUAUUCAGAUGUCAGGUGCCCUUUGGGACAUGAUACAGUUAGUAGGUGAGAGGGCACGGCGGAAUACUGUACUUCUGAUGGACAGAGAUAAUGCUGAAGUUUUCUAUAGCAAGGUUUCCGAUCUUGAAGAUUUCUUUUACUGCUUAGAUGCAGAACUAGAACAUGUUUUAAAAUCAGAGCACCCAUUUGGAGUCCAAAUCCAGAGGGCAUGUGAGCUGUCAACUGCAUGUGUUACCAUAAUUAAGACAUGCUUCAACUAUAAGAAUGAGAAUCGAUUAUGGUAUCCGCCUCCUGAAGGCUUAACACCUUGGUAUUGUCAACCUGUUGUACGGAAAGGGAUUUGGGGUGUUGCUUCUAUCCUCCUUCAGUUGUUAAAAGAAAUAUCCAGGCUUGAUAAAACAUCACAAUUAGAUUUGUAUAAUCAUUUAGAAGAACUAGCUGAAGUACUACUUGAGGCAUAUUCUGGUGCUGUUACUGCUAAAAUUGAGUGUGAAGAAGAACACAGGGGUCUAUUAAAUGAAUACUGGGAGAGGCGAGAUGUGCUUCUUGAGUCUCUCUAUCAAAAAGUUAAAGAAUUUCAAGCUACUGAAAAGGAUUCAAUUGAAGGAGCUGAAGAGCAAAAUUCAGAAGCCAUUUUGAAGGUUACUUCACAUCUGCUAUCAAUUGCUAAACGGCAUGAAUGCUACAAAGUUAUGUGGACAAUAUGCUGUGAUGUAAAUGACUCAGAGUUAUUGAGAAAUAUUAUGCAUGAAAGCUUGGGACCUAAUGGGGGAUUUAGUUAUUAUGUCUUUAAGAAACUUCAUGAAAGCAGACAAUUUUCUGAGCUUUUAAGGCUAGGGGAAGAAUUUCCAGAAGAGCUAUCCAUUUUCCUGAAGGAGCAUCCUGAUCUUCUCUGGCUUCAUGAUUUGUUCCUUCAUCAGUUUUCCUCUGCUUCAGAAACACUGCAUGCAUUGGCUCUCGCACAAAACAUUCAAUCAACCUCAGUUGCUGAGGAGGAGGGAGAACCAGUGUAUAUGAAGACAGAAUUCAAAUUGUCUGAAAGAAAGAAACUUUUAUAUCUCUCAAAAAUUGCUGCCUUUGCAGCUGGUAAAGAUGCUGGUAUUCAAGUGAAGGUGGACCGCAUUGAGGCUGAUUUGAAGAUUCUAAAAUUACAGGAGGAAGUAAUGAAACAUCUCCCUUCCAUUGAAGACAAGCAACUUGUUGAAGAUCAGCUGCUUCAUCCAGAAGACUUGAUUAAACUAUGCCUAGAUGGUGAAGAACGAGAACUCCCAUUGUGGGCCUUUGAUGUGUUUGCAUGGACCAGUUCAUCGUUUCGGAAGAUCCACAGAAAACUUUUGGAGGAUUGCUGGAAGAAUGCUGCCAGUCAAGAUGAUUGGAGUAAAUUGUAUGAUUCAUACACAGUUGAAGGAUGGAGUGACGAGGAAAUCCUGCAAAACUUGAAAAAUACUAUACUUUUCCAGGCUUCAAACAGGUGUUACGGACCCCAAAAUGAAACUUUUGAAGAAGGGUUUGACCAAGUGUUGCCCUUGAGGCAAGAAAACAUGGAGACUUCUAUUCUGGGGGAUAUGAGUUCUUCAGUUGAAAAAAUAUUAAUGCAGCACAAGGAUUAUCCAGUCGCAGGCAAGCUUAUGCUAAUGGCAAUCAUGUUGGGCAGUGAGCAUCAUGGUGAUAUCAGAAUAGAAGAAGGGCCUUCGCCUAUGGAAUAGCGUGGCCAAAAGAUUAUUGCUAACUGUAAUACAAACUGGUAUAGGUUUUGUACUAGCAAGACAUGGGGGGAAUGCAGUUGUGUUCGUUUCUCUUUUGUAGGCAUUGCAUUCACAACUUAACCAUGGAUGAUUAUCAGUAAUGGUGUUGGAUGGAAGUCUAAGUAGUACAAAUACGCCAAUAUUAUAAGAGAAAUGCUUAUUGUAUAUGAUACUAACACCAUUCCUGGAUCUCACUUUUUAUUUUUUC
Messenger RNA from Abrus precatorius (Indian licorice), 4285 nucleotides. RefSeq names its product nuclear pore complex protein NUP133. The record is from RefSeq and is a predicted model, not a curated record. Gene Ontology annotation, molecular function: structural constituent of nuclear pore; protein binding. Lineage: Eukaryota; Viridiplantae; Streptophyta; Magnoliopsida; Fabales; Fabaceae. The coding region runs from base 82 to 4038 and encodes 1318 amino acids. The transcript is spliced from 8 exons. Gene Ontology annotation, biological process: poly(A)+ mRNA export from nucleus; protein import into nucleus; transcription-dependent tethering of RNA polymerase II gene DNA at nuclear periphery. Gene Ontology annotation, cellular component: nuclear pore outer ring.